AUGGAGAGCUUCUUCUCAAAUACAUUCAUUCUUCUCUUACUCUUUUUCUUCUUCACAAAUUCUCUAUGCAUUGAAGCUAAAAAAUGUCACCCUAAUGGUAUAGUAAAAGGUAAAAGCCCUUCAGGGCAUUGCAAUCAGGAGAAUGACUUAUGUUGUGUACCGGGUAAGAAAUAUCACACAUACAAAUGUUCCCCGCUGGUGUCUAGUCACACAAAGGCAUAUCUCACUCUUAACAGUUUUGAAAAAGGCGGAGAUGGUAAAGGCCCUUCGACAUGUGACGACAACUAUCACUCCGAUGAAACGCCUGUGGUGGCACUUUCCACAGGAUGGUUCAACACUAAGAGAAGGUGCCUUCAUAAUAUCACCAUAAAUGGGAAUGGUCAAAGUGUGGUUGCAAUGGUAGUUGAUGAGUGUGACUCAUCAAAGGGGUGUGAUGCAAAACGUGAGUAUCAACCACCAUGUGCCAAUAAUAUUGUUGAUGCAUCAAUGGCUGUGUGGAAAGGCUUAGGUGUCCCUAGGAACCAAUGGGGUGGGUUGGAUAUUACAUGGUCAGAUGUUUGA
This is a messenger RNA of Lathyrus sativus (Indian pea), 561 nucleotides long. The record is from the annotation of a GenBank genome assembly. NCBI's taxonomy places the organism in Eukaryota, Viridiplantae, Streptophyta, Magnoliopsida, Fabales, Fabaceae.